GCCUUCCCCGCGCGCGGCCUCUGUCCGCGGCGCUCCCCGCGCAAUGAGGCUUCUGCGGCGCGCGUGGCGGCACCGGACGGCGCUGGGCCUGGGCGGCCUGGCGCUGGGCGGCGCCACGCUGCUCUACCUGGCGCGCUGCGCCGCGCCCCCCGCGCCCGCCCCCGCGCCCGCCGCCCAGGCGCGCGCGGUUGUUUUCCUGGCGGUGCUGGUAGCCAGCGCGCCGCGGGCAGCCGAGCGGCGCAGCGUGGUCCGCAGUACUUGGCUGGCGGCGCGGCGCGGCGGCCCUGGGGACGUGUGGGCGCGCUUCGCCGUGGGCACCGGCGGGCUGGGCGCCGAGGAGCGGCGCGCCCUGGAGCGCGAGCAGGCACGGCACGGCGACCUGCUGCUGCUGCCCACGCUGCGCGACGCCUACGAGAACCUCACGGCCAAGGUGCUGGCCAUGCUGGCCUGGCUGGACGAGCACGUGGCCUUCGAGUUCGUGCUCAAGGCGGACGACGACUCGUUCGCGAGGCUGGACGCACUCCUGGCCGAUCUGCGCGCCCGUGACCCUGCGCGCCGCCGCCGCCUCUACUGGGGCUUCUUCUCCGGCCGGGGCCGCGUCCGACCCGGGGGCCGCUGGCGCGAGGCCGCCUGGCAGCUCUGCGAUUACUAUUUGCCCUACGCGCUGGGCGGCGGCUACGUGCUCUCGGCCGACCUGGUGCACUACCUGCGCCUCAGCCGCGAGUACCUGCGCGCCUGGCACAGCGAGGACGUGUCGAUGGGCGCCUGGCUGGCACCGGUGGACGUGCAGCGGGAGCACGACCCGCGCUUCGACACCGAGUACAAAUCCCGCGGCUGCAGCAACCAGUACCUGGUGACGCACAAGCAGAGCCUGGAGGACAUGCUGGAGAAGCACCAGACGCUGGAGCGCGACGGCCGCCUGUGCAAGCGGGAGGUGCAGCUGCGCCUGUCCUACGUCUACGACUGGUCGGCGCCGCCCUCGCAGUGCUGCCAGCGGAAGGAGGGCAUCCCCUGACCGCCGCCUGCAGCCGGCGCACGGGCCCAGGAGGGCGGGUUCACCCUUCCUGCCGAGCUUGGCGGUGCAGGGGGAGGCCCGUCCGGAGCUCGGGGUGAGGGCACCGUCCACGGGCGAAGCCGGCAGCUUCCGGCUAGUUGUUAGCACCACGAGGUCAGUCCCCAAGAGGACUUCGUUUACCUGGUGGCCGUGGGCCUUCAGGUGGAUGCUGAGCAGCAGCAGACAGCUCCUAAGCCCCGCUCCAGUCGGCGCCCAGUUCCCUUCAGGAGCCAUACAUGGCGGCCUGCGGAGGGCUUCUUGUUCCAGGGCUGGGUGGCCCAUCGUGCAGGCUGCAGCCAGCAUCACGUCCAGGCGGAAGUGUCUGGUCCCUGGAUUCAGCAUUCGCCUGGAUGGGGGCGGUGGACACCCUGCUGUGGGAGCAGCCCACAGAGACUGUCCACUCCUUGUCCCCUCCCCGGUAGGGCCGAGGAACCAGAGGGCAGAGCUGCCCCCAAGAAAAACUCCCGACUCCUUCUAGGGCACGGACCGUGUCGUCCCCUGUCCCAACCAUCCUGCUAGCACACCCGCUGUGCACCGAGAGCUGUGACCUCUGCCAGGGCCUCAGCACUCGGAGACGGGCUGUGCUGCACCGGGUGGGCACUGCUUGUCUCACACACGUCUAGGAUUUAACUUUGUUGUGUGUGCAUCAGCUUCCAUGGCAUCUGGUCUUUCGCGUUGCUGUGGAGUGAACCGGUGCCUCACGUGAGACGGCGCCUGCCUGGGAUUAAUUUAUACGUUUUGUAAAAGUUGGGAAUGGGCGGGUCCCCGUGUAUUUUCAAUUAUUUAAGAGAAGGCUUUUCUUUCAGAACUUGGAA
This is a messenger RNA of Phacochoerus africanus (Common warthog), 1869 nucleotides long. It is a transcript of the gene B3GALT6, whose product is annotated as beta-1,3-galactosyltransferase 6. The transcript has a single exon. Gene Ontology annotation, cellular component: membrane. The record is from RefSeq and is a predicted model, not a curated record. The coding region runs from base 44 to 1015 and encodes 323 amino acids. Gene Ontology annotation, biological process: glycosaminoglycan biosynthetic process. NCBI's taxonomy places the organism in Eukaryota, Metazoa, Chordata, Mammalia, Artiodactyla, Suidae. Gene Ontology annotation, molecular function: UDP-galactosyltransferase activity.